AUGAAGGACUUGGGUCCUUUAAAAUAUUUUUUGGGCAUUGAGGUGGCUCGUAGUUCUACAGGAUUGUUUUUGUGUCAGCGAAAUUACGCCUUGGAUGUUAUUUCAGAAUCAGGUUUGCUAGGAGCUGAGCCAAGUGGUUUUCCCAUUGAACAAAAUCAUAAACUUGGCCUCGCUCAGGGUGCAUUCUUAGUCGAUCCGGAGGCUUAUCGCCGACUUGUUGGCAGGGAAGAACAUUGGGAGGCGGCUCUACGUGUUGUGCGGUAUUUGAAGGGUACUCCGGGACAGGGUAUUUUGUUUCGUGCAGAUUCUGAUCUUACGUUACAGGGUUGGUGUGAUUCUGAUUGGACAGCUUGUCCUGUUACUCGUCGGUCUCUUACAGGUUGGCUUGUUUUUCUUGGUCAGUCUCCCAUCUCUUGGAAGACUAAGAAGCAACAUACGGUGUCUAGAUCUUCUGCAGAGGCCUAA
Messenger RNA from Beta vulgaris subsp. vulgaris (sugar beet), 465 nucleotides. RefSeq lists its product as uncharacterized. The transcript has 2 exons. The record is from RefSeq and is a predicted model, not a curated record. The coding region runs from base 1 to 465 and encodes 154 amino acids. Lineage: Eukaryota; Viridiplantae; Streptophyta; Magnoliopsida; Caryophyllales; Amaranthaceae.